This is a messenger RNA of Capronia coronata CBS 617.96, 975 nucleotides long. Its product is annotated as C-5 sterol desaturase. Gene Ontology annotation, biological process: lipid biosynthetic process. Gene Ontology annotation, molecular function: oxidoreductase activity; iron ion binding. The record is from RefSeq and is a predicted model, not a curated record. Lineage: Eukaryota; Fungi; Ascomycota; Eurotiomycetes; Chaetothyriales; Herpotrichiellaceae. The coding region runs from base 1 to 975 and encodes 324 amino acids. The transcript is spliced from 2 exons.
AUGGACAUCGUCCUCGAGAUUGUCGAUACGCUAUUGCUAGACCGCGUCUAUUCGUCCUUAAUACCCGCGAGUCCAUCCUCAUACCUUCCGUACCACUCCCACAAUGGAAGCACAUCAACGUUCUCUAGCAUGCGAGAGGGCGCGACCGCGACCCCCCAGUACACCUACGUUUAUGAACCCGCGUCCAAGUAUAUCAGUAUGCAGCCUACCGAGUGGACCUACAGCAGCGCCUGGCCCAGAGACAACCUGUACAGACAGUUUAUCAGUCUGUUCUUCAUAGUCUGGAUUUUCGGGAUUCUUCUGUAUUUCGCUUUCGCCACGCUUUCCUACAUCUUCAUUUUCGACAAAGAGACAUUCAAGCAUCCGAAAUUCCUGAAGAACCAGGUACGCUUGGAGAUCAUGCAGACGCAGAGGGCAAUGCCUGUCAUGGCCCUCUUGACCGCUCUGUGCAUGCUGGCCGAAGUGCGAGGCUAUUCCAAGCUCUACGACACCGCCGCCGAUGCUCCUUUCCCAUUAUACAACAUCCUCCAGUUUCCGCUCUUCGUUCUCUUCACCGACUUCGGCAUAUACUGGAUCCACCGCGGUCUACAUCACCCGCUCGUCUACAAGAGCCUCCACAAACCACAUCACAAAUGGAUCAUGCCGAGCCCGUACGCUUCUCACGCCUUCCACCCGAUCGACGGCUUUGCCCAGUCCAUCCCCUACCACCUCUACCCGUUCCUGUUUCCCCUGCAGAAAUACGCCUACGUCCUGCUCUUCGGCUUCAUCAACAUCUGGACCAUCAUGAUCCAUGACGGAGAGUACUACGCGAGGUCCCCCAUAAUCAACGGGGCUGCCUGCCACAGUGUCCACCACUCGCUGUUCAACUACAACUACGGUCAGUUUACGACGCUGUGGGACCGCUUGGGCGGAAGUUAUCGCAAGCCUGCCGAUGAGCUGUUCCACAAGGAGACAAAGCUCGGCAAGCUGGAGUAG